AUUUAUUUCGAUACAUUAGACCAAUCGAUUUUGGAGUUCAUUUAUAUGUGCAAAGGAAUCUAUAAAAUAAAUGGCCUCCAAUCCGAAUCCUCGUCUAGAGAAUUCCGUCCUACGCAGCAAAAUUCGGGAAUAUGCUCGAGACCAGCGUCAAGAGUGCCGCAUAAAGGCAAAGGACUCGUUGCGUAUCGGUUUAGGACAGGUUAAGAAGGAAGUGGCUGCAUUAGAAAGCCUGGACACCAAGGACGUUCUUGGACUGGCCGGUAGGAUUAAGCGACGCAAGCAUGCCACCUCCGAGGAUCUGUGCCGCCUUUCCCUGGCCUUUCUGCAGGGCAACGACAACAUCAACGCGUUUGCUGCCAUUCCUGGUGCCAUUCAGGUCCUGGUUAAAGAACUAACCGGACCCCACAUUCAGCGGCAGAUCGAUGCCGUCGAGUGCCUGUGUAAUCUUUCUCUUGGCGAUGCCCAUGUCUCCGAGAAGAUCGCCAGUUUGGCGGGAAGCUACAUGGUCACGUAUUUGGAUGGCAAGGAGGAGCGCCUUAAGCGCAGCUGCCUGUGGACUCUGGCCAACAUUCUGGCCACCUGUGACAAGGCUGGCAGGAUAUUGCUUCAAAUGCAACUUGUGCCCAAAUGUUGGAGACUUUACAGCGAUCCCAAUGGUUGCCAAGAGGACGCAGGCAUAUGUCUCUUCCUGGUGGCUACCCAUUGCCUGCACCAUGUGAGCGCCGAAGAUCGUAGCUACAUUGCAAAAAAUUUGCACGAUGUAAACCCCAAGGAUUCCGGCAGCGAGUACUUUAUGUACAUUAUCCACCAACUGGACAUUGUUGGACAGGAUCAUGAACUAGGUGUUCCACAAGCCGAAUGCCUGUUGCACUUCUUUGAGAACACCCUAUCCUCUCCAGUAGAAAGUUUUUACAUUAUUUACGGAGUGCGUGUAAUGGCCAAUCUGGUGGCCAUGGGUAACCCAAAACUAAUAGGGAGACUGGCAGACCCGCAGAAUUUUAUAAAAGCCCUAAAUCAGCUUUUCGCUUUGCGAGACUCCCAACUCAACAUGGACUUGAUGCGGUUGCUCAGGAAUUUCCUGCAAUUAAACAUCUUGGACUCCAACCUGCUAUUAGAUAACUUGCAAAUAUACGCAUAGGAUACGAUUAAGGACAAGUCUUGCAAAUCUCUUUAUUGGUCUGAAUAUACCUAUAGAAUUCAA
Messenger RNA from Drosophila elegans, 1201 nucleotides. RefSeq lists its product as uncharacterized. NCBI's taxonomy places the organism in Eukaryota, Metazoa, Arthropoda, Insecta, Diptera, Drosophilidae. The record is from RefSeq and is a predicted model, not a curated record. The transcript has 2 exons. Bases 71 to 1138 code for a protein of 355 amino acids.